Messenger RNA from Trichechus manatus latirostris (Florida manatee), 1041 nucleotides. It is a transcript of the gene MRNIP, whose product is annotated as MRN complex interacting protein. NCBI's taxonomy places the organism in Eukaryota, Metazoa, Chordata, Mammalia, Sirenia, Trichechidae. The coding region runs from base 1 to 1017 and encodes 338 amino acids. Gene Ontology annotation, cellular component: nucleus. Gene Ontology annotation, biological process: mitotic G2 DNA damage checkpoint signaling. The transcript is spliced from 7 exons. The record is from RefSeq and is a predicted model, not a curated record. Gene Ontology annotation, molecular function: chromatin binding.
AUGGCGCCGCCUCAGCCCGCGCGGGUACUGCGGUGCUGCAGCUGCCGUCUCUUCCAGGCGCACCAGGUGAAAAAGAGUCUCAAGUGGACAUGCAAAGCUUGUGGUGAGAAGCAGUCCUUUUUGCGGGAUUACGGUGAGGGCUCUGGUGCUGACUGUAGACGCCAUGUCCAAAAAUUAAAUCUGCUGCAGGGACAGAUUUCAGAGAUGUUACUCAGGUCUCUGGAAGAACCUGUAAAUGCCAGUGAAGAAGAAAGUGCAGGUCAUCAGCAGGCUGAAAACGUGAGUCUGCAGGAAAGAUCGCAGCCCAGAGAGAGCCGCUGGCUGAAGUAUCUGGAAAAGGGCUCCAAAGAACUGGAGCUGGAAGGAGAAGAAGUGUAUUUCAAUAGACAGCUCUCGUCCAGAUUGGAGAAGCCAGACCCUCCCUUCAGUAACAAUCUCCCUAGAAAAAGGAAAUGGAGCCCUGACACCCAGGACUCAGGUUGCAGAGAAGGCGACUCCAAGGCCACCUUGCAGCCCCACGAGAGCUACACUAACCUAACAGGGAAGGUCGAACAAGGAAGCAGAGGCUGCCUCCAGGAGAACUUGGAGGAUUGGAACAGCAGUGAGCUUACUGUUCCUCGGUGGAAACCACCUAGGCCUGCCCAGCAGGCUAAGGCUGCAUGUUCUAAAUGGGAACGAUUUCUUCUGUCACCUGGGAAGAGCUCCCAUGUGGACACGGAGCCACUGAGACCUCUGCAAACAGGCCCCAGUUCAGCCAGUCCAGUACAGCCUGAGCCCUGGACCCAGAGCCCAAGGGAAGGCUGCUCCAGUGGGCCCCCUGAUGUUCUCCAGCCUCCUUGGGUCCCAAACACUCCGUCUGGGGCCAGGAGGCCCUGCAGGAAGACCGCCGAGCAGCCAUGGGGCCCAGGAACUUUUCAGGCAGAGGGUGGGCCCCUGGUUAAAGUGGAACAGCAAUCCCUACCUGUGCUACUGUGUGACCUCUUUAAAACUGGUGAGGACUUUGAUGAUGACCUGUGAACUGAGGCCAGCAUGCUGUUACUC